ACACACACACACACACACUAGAAGUGUCCUGAUGGAGGAACACUCCUCACACACACACACACAGACACACACACACACACUAGAAGUGUCCUGAUGUCCUCCCACCUCCUCGCUCACUGACAGGGCGGCCAUGUUGAAGCCGGGCGAGCCGAGCGCCUUCCUGAAAGUGGACGCCUCGUACUUGCAUCACUGGCAGCAUCUCUUGCCUGUGCCGCCGGCCGCCGCCCGCCUCUAUGGCCAGCGAGCAGGAGACGUGCCGGCCAAGGAGCAGAGCUGUGGGGGGGUGGUGUCCUCCAGCGUCAAGAGCGGCGGCCAAGACCAAGACCGAGACCAAGUCCAAGACCAAGUCCAAGGCGGGAAAAGUUUGUCAGGGAGGAUGAAGCUGAGCGCCGAGGAGCUGGACUACUUCCUGUACGGACAACAGAGGAUGGAGAUCAUCCCCGUCAACAACCACAACCUCCACGCCAACAACCGUUGUGACAUGUGCGCCGACAACCGCAACGGCGAGUGUCCCAUGCACGGACCUCUGCACUCCCUCAGGAGGCUGGUCGGCACCAGCAGCACCGCCGCACCCGUCGCCCUGCCCGACGUCCCUGAUUGGCUGAGAGACCUCCCCCGGGAGGUGUGUCUGUGCACCAGCACCGUCCCCGGCCUGGGGUACGGCAUCUGCGCCGCCCAAAGGGUCCCCCAGGGAACUUGGAUCGGACCCUUUCAGGGCGUCCCUCUGAUGCUGGACAAAGUCCGCUUGGGCGCCUCCAGGAACACACGACACCUGUGGGAGAUCUACGACUCGGAGGGAACUUUGUUACACUUCCUGGAUGGCAACGACCCGUCCAAGUCCAGCUGGAUGCGUUACAUCCGCUGUGCUCGACACUGUGGGGAGCAGAACAUGAUGGUGGUGCAGUACAGGUCCAGCAUCUUCUACCGGGCGUGCAUGGACAUCCCGCGGGGCAGCGAGCUGCUGGUGUGGUACAACGACUCCUACACCUCCUUCUUCGGUAUCCCGCUGCAGUGUGUGGCUCAGGAUGAAAACCUCAACGUUCCCGCCUCGGUGGUGGAGGCCAUGACCCGCCAGGAGUCCUUGCAGGCCUUCAACAAGAACGGCAAGCCCCCGUCCUCCAUGGUCUUCCCCCAGACGCCCUGCGCCAGAAGCUUCUCCGUGCUGGACAAGAGCGCCGCCCCCUUCCACUCCGAGUCCUCCUUCGGCCAGCUGGGCUCCAAGAACCAGCGAGUCCUGGCCAGUCCCACCUCCACCAGCCAGCUCAGCAGCGAGUUCAGUGACUGGCACCUCUGGAAGUGUGGCCAGUGCUUCAAGACCUUCACCCAGAGGAUCCUGCUCCAGAUGCACGUCUGCCCCCAGAACCCUGACAGGCCCUACCAGUGUGGACAUUGCUCGCUCUCCUUCUCCCAGCCCUCGGAGUUGAGGAACCACGUGGUCACUCACUCCAGUGACCGACCCUUCAAGUGCGGAUACUGCGGCCGCGCCUUCGCCGGCGCCACCACGCUCAACAACCACAUCCGCACUCACACGGGAGAGAAGCCCUUCAAGUGCGAGCGGUGCGAGCGCAGCUUCACACAGGCCACCCAGCUGAGUCGCCACCAGCGACUUCCAAACGAGUGCAAGCCGUCGAGCGAAGGCGGCGAGUCCAUCGAGGUGGACUAGAGGUCAAAGAUGGCGGCUGUGGGACAAACACGAGAGCUUCCUUUUCCUUCCUUGAUUCUCCUGGCCGCCAUCUUCCUUUGCUUUUCUAUCUCACUCGCCCGGCGGACCAAAGUUGUGCCAAAGUCCGAGGCAGAAGUCAAACCUUCCUGCUUCAUCGUCGCCCUCUGGUGGCGGCCUGCAGAAAGUGGCAAAGUGAGGCCUCCUCUCAAAGCAAACCAAAGAUUGUUUGAACAACGCAGCUUUCACCUCCAAAGAAAACUAUCAAUAUUUACCUCCAAAGAAAACUAUCAAUAUUUACCUCCAAAGAAAACUAUCAAUAUUUACCUCCAAAGAAAAGUAGCAAAAAGCGCAGGGGGCGGGGCUUGAUUGAGCAGAUGAAUAUUGAUGUUGCACUCUGGCCCCUCCCACACCACAACGAGCACACACCAAAGUUGACAUUUUGUGCCUGGACAUCAAGAAAAAAAGCUUUAAUGACGCAAAGAAAGAAGUCACUUUUAGCUUGAAGUCAUGGUAACGUGUUUGUGUUGACCUUUUUACCCACUUCCUGUUUACUUGACAGGAAGUUGAUGCUCACGUUUGCAUGAGUCGACAAGAAAACGUGAAGAAAAGCUGACAUUUUAUUAGAAAAGCCACAAGAAUGAUUAUUGUUAUUGGGACUGGAUACAGAAAUAAAUAUCUAAGAAAGUU
Messenger RNA from Nerophis ophidion (straightnose pipefish), 2350 nucleotides. It is a transcript of the gene prdm6, whose product is annotated as PR domain containing 6. Bases 131 to 1663 code for a protein of 510 amino acids. NCBI's taxonomy places the organism in Eukaryota, Metazoa, Chordata, Actinopteri, Syngnathiformes, Syngnathidae. The transcript is spliced from 9 exons. The record is from RefSeq and is a predicted model, not a curated record. Gene Ontology annotation, molecular function: protein binding; histone methyltransferase activity. Gene Ontology annotation, cellular component: nucleus.